Molecule: messenger RNA, 1532 nt
Organism: Setaria italica (foxtail millet)
Lineage: Eukaryota; Viridiplantae; Streptophyta; Magnoliopsida; Poales; Poaceae
Product: protein trichome birefringence-like 3
Exons: 6
Coding region: 105-1427 (440 amino acids)
Cellular component (GO): Golgi apparatus
Molecular function (GO): O-acetyltransferase activity
Source: RefSeq, a predicted model, not a curated record
AAACCAGCUGCGGCAGCAGCCGACAACUUCAGCCAUCUCUCUCACUCCAGCCACCCUGCGGCCUGCAACGAACAUUGUCCUGCAUCCACGUAGUAGCUGAGCUCAUGGUGCAGAUACCAGCGAUGACGAAGAGGGGGAAUGGGCGGGCCCCGCUGUCAGUGGUGGUGGCGAUCAUCGGCGGGCUGGCUCUGGCGGGCAUCAUCUUCACCGACGACCUCCGCUCGCUCACUGAGAUCAUGGAGAAGAAGGAGGACAAACAGAAGGAGCAGAAGCGGACGUCUCUACCGGCCGGGACGAGAAUGAUGUUGACGAGGCCGGUCGAGAAGGUGACGCCGCCGCCGCCGGUCGAGAAGGUGACGCCGGCGGCUGCGGCGGCGAAGGGGGCGUUCGACCCGAGCCGGUGCAGCGUGACGGAGGGAUACUGGGCGUACAACAGGUCCAAGAAGCUGCAUUACACGGACCAGACGUGUCCGUUCAUCGACAGGCAGGUCUCGUGCCAGAGGAACGGCAGGCCGGACAGUGACUACCUCUACUGGGAUUGGCAUCUCGACGACUGCAACCUACCAAGGUUCGACCCGGCGGCGUUGCUGGAGAAGCUGCGGGGGAAGCGGAUGAUGUUCGUGGGCGACUCGCUGCAGAUGGGGCAGUGGCUCUCCUUCGUGUGCCUCGUCAACUCCGCCGUGCCCUACACCGCCAGGACCAUGGAGCGCAGCACCACCCUCUCCGUCUUCACAGCCACGGAGUACAACGCGACGAUCGAGUUCUACUGGCCGCCGUACCUGGUGGAGGCCAACUCCGACCGCAACAUCCGGCUGGGCGCCGAUGGCCGGGUGCUGCACGUCGACGCCGUCGAGCUGCACGCCAAGCACUGGAAGGGCGCCGACAUCCUCGUCUUCGACAGCUACGUCUGGUGGAUGAGCGGGAGCAGGAUCAAGACGGUGUGGGGCGCGUUUGGAGACGACGGGUACGAGGAGCUGGACGCCUGGGUGGCGUUCCGGCUGGGCCUCAAGACAUGGGCCAACUGGGUCGACGCCAACAUCGAUCCCAACGCCACCAGGGUCUUCUUCAUGUCCAUCUCCACCACGCACAUGAGGAGCGAGGACUGGGGCCGUGAGGGCGGCAUCCGUUGCUACAACGAGACGUGGCCCAUCACGCGGAAGGGCUACUGGGGCAGCGGCGCCGACCGCCGGAUGAUGGAGGUGGUGUCCGACGUGCUGGGCCGGAUGCGGGUGCCCGUCGCGCUGCUCAACGUCACGCAGCUCACGGAGCACCGCGUCGACGCCCACGUCUCCGUCUACACCGAGACCGGCGGCGAGCUGCUCACCGACGCGCAGAGGGCCGACCCGCAGACCUACACCGAUUGCAUCCACUGGUGCCUGCCCGGCGUGCCGGACACGUGGAACCAGAUCCUCUACGCGCACCUGUAGCCGGCCUUUACCCUUGUAGCUCACUCGUAAGUCGAUCGUAACACCAAGAACGAAAUUAAGUCAGUGACAGAGACAUUAAGUAAGGAAAAUGCUUACUUUUAGAUU